CAGAUCUCAAUCUAACACAGCACUUCACUCUGUGAAAAAAUGUCAGAUUUAUAACAUGAACGUCCAACGGUCGAUAUGGACCAGGACGUCUUAGCAAUGUUUUCAGAACUUUGUUAAAUUCAUGCCUUGAGAAAAACAAUCUGAUGUGUGCAUUAAGUAUUGUGAGAAAAUCUAAAUAAAGUUAUGAAGGCUGAAUUUAUCUGUGCAUGACACUGAUGUCUGCUACUCGCAUCUUCUGUACAAACCUGUGGCUGAAACUUAAAGAUGUUUUCCUCAUGCAUGUAUUUUUAUCUUAUCACCAAACUGUGGUUACAUGAUGAUGAUUCUGCAAAACUUGAUGAUCAACAGUUGCUUGAUAUAUUAGAUAAUCUGAUAUGAAUUGCGUGCAUGGUAAAAUGUCUGGUUUUAUCUUCCUGGUAUGAGUCCCCUGACCCAGUAUUUAAAUCAGAAGACAACUUCACUGUGCUCACACAUCGCUUGACUGAACAGUGACUACAAUGAGCAUCUUUUGGUUUAUAACUACACUGCUACUGCUGCACUUCUGCACCCCAGGUGUCGGCAUGGAUCAUGGUAUCGUUGGCGGUAAGAUGUCCAUUCCACACAGCCGCCCAUACAUGGUCUACAUUCGUGACAAACAAACAUAUUCAGCAUGUGGUGGAUUUUUGUUAAGAGAAGAUUUCGUGAUGACGGCUGCCCACUGUAAUAGAAAGCAUCUCAUUGUGUAUUUGGGUGUUAAUGACACAAAUGAUUUACCUGAGGGUAUAGAGGUCGAUGUCUUUCAACAUAAAGGUUUUGUGGACAAAAAGCCAGGUGAUGACAUCAUGCUACUAAAGCUUAAAACUCCAGCAAUUCUGAACAAGACUGUGAAUAUCAUUGCCCUGCCAAAGACUAAUAGAGAGGAAAUUUCAAGUAACUGCAUGGCCAUGGGUUGGGGGCGACUGAAAUACAAUGAGAAGUCUCCAUCAAGCGUCUUGAGAGAAGUGAACUUGACUCUUUUAGACUCUGAAAAGUGUGCCAGACCUCACACUUUAUGCACUCAGGAAGACGCCGGGCCAGCACUGGGAGACUCUGGCAGUCCACUUAUUUGUGGAAAUGAGGCAGUGGGCAUUGUGUCUUACUACAUAACGAAUGAGUUUACAAGCUACCUUACAAUGUAUACUAAAAUCUCUCAUUACCUUCCAUGGAUUAAUGAAACCAUGAAUCCAACUCUUUAAUGCAGCAUGAACCAUGGAAGGCAAAGCUGGACAAACUCAACAUGUUUGUUUUUAAGGCAUUUCUGAUUUAUGAAAGCUCUUCAUCUGCAAUUGAAUGUAUUAGAUUAAAAUAAAGAUAACCCUUAGCAUUGCAUAAGUCUGUUAGAAUGAUUUCCGCAGUUACAAUCUACAUGAUCUACAGAAGUUGCAUUGCAAAUGUUCACAGCAGAC
Molecule: messenger RNA, 1424 nt
Organism: Misgurnus anguillicaudatus (oriental weatherfish)
Lineage: Eukaryota; Metazoa; Chordata; Actinopteri; Cypriniformes; Cobitidae
Source: RefSeq, a predicted model, not a curated record